Molecule: messenger RNA, 657 nt
Organism: Gongylonema pulchrum
Lineage: Eukaryota; Metazoa; Nematoda; Chromadorea; Rhabditida; Gongylonematidae
Source: the annotation of a GenBank genome assembly
AUGGAUCAAGGAACCGGAGUCAUGCAACAGCGGCGAUACUAUUUCAACAAAUCCACGAAACAGUGCGAGCAGUUCUACUACCGCGGUGCUAACGGAAACCGAAAUAAUUUCGGCAGCUUACAGCAGUGCCAGCAGCAGUGUCCAGAGACCCCCAGUCCAUGCGCAUACGGUAGCAGCUUCCCUCAAACUCCCUGUCAUGGCAGUAACGUAAUGAACGACCCAUGUGGAUCCAGUCAGUUUUGUCACAUUGGUCAGUCUCCACCAACCACUGUCUGCUGUAAUCGAUCACGUCGUGGAUCAUCGUGUGGUAAAAUAAUGGCGUUCUGUGCAUGUUCAGGUACAAUCAUCCACUGUCUCUUCACAAAUCCAAUAAAAACAAUUAUUAUUGCGCCGCUAACAUCGUUUUUAUUUUGGGAAGCAGGGCACUGUAGUUGUAACAUUCGUUAUCGCCGGGAUUUUUUAGCAUUUGGUGAUCGCUGCAGCCAAGCACUGAACACGGGAAUUGGUAAUGCAAACUUGCAGCGAUGGUAUUUCAAUGUCAAUUCGGAGCAGUGUGAACCAUUCAUAUACAGAGGACUGCAAGGCAACGAAAACAAUUUUUUGAAUCAGCAAGACUGUGAAUCUGCUUGCUUUGGUUUGUUUCCCUUAGUCCAGUAG